GCCAAUACAUACUCAUUAAUAGUAUAUAUAACUAACUACUCUCUCCUUCAAAUUUCACAAAUCUCAAAUCAUUAUUACUUAAUCGCAAUCUUAUCCCAUUUUCUCGAGAGAUUUUCUUGUUUUGAAACAUGUCUGGUCGUGGAAAGGGAGGAAAAGGUUUGGGAAAAGGAGGAGCCAAGCGUCACAGGAAGGUUCUCAGAGACAACAUCCAAGGAAUCACCAAGCCUGCUAUUCGUCGUUUAGCUCGUCGAGGUGGAGUCAAGCGUAUCAGUGGUCUCAUCUACGAGGAGACACGUGGCGUCCUCAAGAUCUUCUUGGAGAAUGUUAUCCGUGACGCUGUUACGUACACAGAGCACGCGAGGAGGAAGACGGUGACGGCGAUGGAUGUGGUUUAUGCUCUCAAGAGGCAAGGAAGAACCCUCUAUGGAUUCGGCGGCUAGGGUUUUGAAUCGUGUUGUAUUGUACUUUCUUUGUUUUUAGUUAAGCUGUUGAUUUCAAAGUUUGGUGUUAAACACAUAAAAGAACAAAAAGUUGAGGAUUGUAGUUGCAAUUUGAUUAAAUGAAUGUUAAUUUUUUCUUGGUAGAGUUUGAUAACCGGUUCGGUUUAAUCAUUUGUUCAAAAUUGGUCUUUUAAUUCAUACCAUAGAUCAAAUGAUUGUGUCUUUUUCUAUAAAUAAUACCAGUAAAU
This is a messenger RNA of Eruca vesicaria subsp. sativa (arugula), 688 nucleotides long. NCBI's taxonomy places the organism in Eukaryota, Viridiplantae, Streptophyta, Magnoliopsida, Brassicales, Brassicaceae. The record is from the annotation of a GenBank genome assembly.